This is a messenger RNA of Capronia coronata CBS 617.96, 1050 nucleotides long. RefSeq names its product solute carrier family 25, member 46. The coding region runs from base 1 to 1050 and encodes 349 amino acids. Gene Ontology annotation, biological process: mitochondrial L-ornithine transmembrane transport. The record is from RefSeq and is a predicted model, not a curated record. Lineage: Eukaryota; Fungi; Ascomycota; Eurotiomycetes; Chaetothyriales; Herpotrichiellaceae. Gene Ontology annotation, molecular function: L-ornithine transmembrane transporter activity. The transcript has a single exon.
AUGGCAGUCUUCAAAGAUGAGCUGCCGACUGUCAACGGCCUCGAGCCGGUCCACCAGCCAAGCCCACCCCAAGCCGAGGUGCUCACCCCGCCAAAUCAGAGCGUCGAGGCGCUGAAGGACAUUACAUUUGGGUCAAUAGCAGGGAUACUGGGCAAGUUUGUGGAAUACCCCUUCGACACGAUCAAGGUCCGGCUACAGUCACAGCCAACAGAGUCUGGGGCCCCGCGGCUUCGAGGACCCCUCGAUGCCUUCUCCGCUGCGUUUCGGGCGCCUGAGGGCCCGUUUGUGUCCCUCUACCGAGGGAUCAGUGCGCCAUUGCUCGGAGCGGCGAUUGAGACAUCCUCGUUGUUCUUCAGUUACCGGAUUGCCCAGGACAUAAUCAUUGCCAACACCCCAUCCCUCCGCGCUCUCCGCGACCAGAACAACGGCAAGGUCAAGCUGGAUUUUCCUUACCUUGUCGGAUGCGGCGCUGCCUCCGGAGCGUUCACGUCGCUCCUCCUCACGCCGAUUGAGCUGGUCAAGUGUAAAAUGCAAGUCCCCGUCCCGCCGUCCGAUCUGGCCGCACAAUUGGGCUACAAUAUAACCCACCCACCUGGACCUCUAGCCCUGAUCCGGACAAUAUUUCGAACCCACGGCAUUCUCGGUUUCUGGCAUGGUCAGUUAGGGACUCUGAUCCGUGAAACUGGGGGCUCCGCUGCCUGGUUUGGCUCCUACGAGGGAGUGAAGAUGCUCUUUUCCAAAUACGAUCCGUCUGUGUCGCAGUUGUCGGACGUCAAGAUCUGGCAGCAGAUGUGCGCCGGCGCCGCUGCUGGCAUGUCAUACAACUUCAUUUUCUACCCUGCCGACACGAUCAAGUCUCGGAUGCAGACGAGCGUCGCCGAGAAAUCAGUCAUGAACAAGAUGACUUUUGCAUCUACCGGACGGGAGUUGUGGCGCGAGCAAGGACUCAAGGGGUUCUAUCGCGGCUGCGGCAUCACUGUUUUCCGAAGCGCCCCGAGCUCGGCAAUCAUCUUUAGCAUUUACGAGACUUUGAGGCGGUAUUUUGGGUAG